This is a messenger RNA of Cricetulus griseus (Chinese hamster), 419 nucleotides long. The record is from RefSeq and is a predicted model, not a curated record. Lineage: Eukaryota; Metazoa; Chordata; Mammalia; Rodentia; Cricetidae.
GAGACGAGGGCCUCCAGGGCCAGAUAACCACGGUGGACCUUCAAGAUGAGAGUUCGGCCCGAGGACGAAUUGACAAUGUUGAUGCUUUCAUGAACAUCCGACUGGCCAAUGUCACCUAUACCGACCGCUGGGGACAUCAAGUUGAGCUGGAUGACCUCUUUGUGACAGGCCGUAAUGUCCGAUAUGUCCAUAUCCCAGAUGACGUGAACAUCACUGCCACCAUCGAGCAGCAGCUGCAGAUCAUCCAUCGUGUGCGCAACUUUGGUGGCAAGGGUCAAGGUCGACGAGAGUUUCCCUCCAAAAAGCUGUGAAGCCGUGUCCUCAUUGAACUUCGAGCGCUACCUCAGGGUCCUCCAGUGUUCUGAGCCAACUCCCUGCUAUCCUUCCCUACCAGUGACCUGGUAUCUAUCUGAGAGACA